Caenorhabditis auriculariae is the source of this 744-nucleotide messenger RNA. Lineage: Eukaryota; Metazoa; Nematoda; Chromadorea; Rhabditida; Rhabditidae. The record is from the annotation of a GenBank genome assembly.
AUGAGUAUCGGCGGACAGAUUGCGCACUCUUCUUCUUGUUUGGAUUUGGAAGUUCAGAAGGUAAAGUUCUUCAGAAUUUUUCAUCAAACAUUUUGUUGUUACAGAUUCUUGACGAGACUCCCAAAUGGGAUUUGUACUUGCAAGCGCAGCUUAUCACCAGCGAAGACUACAAAUUUCUGAGCAGAUUUCAAGAGACCAAAGUUUGCGAAAUCAUUUCUUGAAGCUAUCGAUCUUUUGAAGAGUUCUGAGGAUCGCGACGAGUUACUCUCUCAACAAGGCUUUGGAGUUGGAUUUGUGCAGACUUGUCUGCGGUUAAUAACUCAAUUGGCACAAGUUCGACACGCUCGGUAUUUGGUGACCAUUCUUCAUGAACUUUUGAAGGUAAUUUCAUUCACGUUUUAAAGCUACAUGAAAAAGGAAAAUUUUUAGAAAGUAGAAAUUAAACCUUAUCAGGAAGUUUAUAGGAAAACCCGACCCAUGCCAAAUUUUUCCCGGUGAGUAAUGAGGACACGAAUUCCACGACUUACGCCCUCCUAUUAACCAUCAUGCAAAAAGAAGAUGUCGUGAUUUCAGCCGAGGUUUCUGAGGAUCUUUGUCAUUUGACUCAUUUCUACAGUUCAGAUGAGCUUUAUCAUAGCCGUUAUUGCAAGUACGGAGGAACAUCGCAUGGCAGAACUGCAGCUCCGAGAGUAUUUGGUACAUCUUCGCACUCAAAUUUCGGCGAUCCCGGUGGGAAUCUCAUAG